Messenger RNA from Ahaetulla prasina, 1105 nucleotides. RefSeq names its product inositol 1,4,5-trisphosphate receptor type 2-like. The transcript is spliced from 4 exons. Gene Ontology annotation, cellular component: secretory granule membrane; endoplasmic reticulum membrane; sarcoplasmic reticulum. Bases 582 to 1085 code for a protein of 167 amino acids. NCBI's taxonomy places the organism in Eukaryota, Metazoa, Chordata, Lepidosauria, Squamata, Colubridae. Gene Ontology annotation, biological process: calcium ion transport. Gene Ontology annotation, molecular function: inositol 1,4,5 trisphosphate binding; phosphatidylinositol binding; inositol 1,4,5-trisphosphate-gated calcium channel activity. The record is from RefSeq and is a predicted model, not a curated record.
UUGUCUGCGGAGGAAACCGGGGCGCCGUCCAAGGGAGGGGAACUGGAAGCCCGAAGCCCGAAGCCCGAGAGAGGCUGCAGAGAGAGAAAGAGAGAAAGAGAGAGAGAAAGAGAGAGAUAGAGGGAGGGAGAGAAAGAGAGAAAGAGAGAGAGAAAGAGAGAGAGAGAGGGAGGGAGAGAAAGAAAGAGAGAGAGAGAGAAAGAGAGAGAGAGAGGGAGGGAGAGAAAGAAAGAGAGAGAGAGAGAAAGAGAAAGAGAGAGGGGAGGGAGGAUCGCAAAAAAGGGCAGCCAAGGAGAAAGGAGAGAAGGUGGAACCGGAGUGGCUUCGGAUUAACAGAGAGUCCGGAAUAGGAUUUGCAAAGCAGACGUGGGUGGUUGGUUUUUGGUUUUUUUUUGACAGCCGGCAAAAGCCCAGCUGGGGCAUCUCUUGGCUCCUCUUGGCCACGGGGGGGAGGGGGUUUUUUUCCUCCUCACCUGUGCUGCCUUACCUGGAGCCCCUUUGGGUGAGGGUGGGGGGGUCAGGAGGAAGAGGAGGAGGAGGAGGAAAGGAAGAAGCAGAGGAAGAAAAAAAAAUGAGCCAGCAUGUCUGAUAAAAUGUCCAGCUUUCUCUACAUCGGGGAUGUGGUCUCGCUUUACGCCGAGGGCUCGGUCAACGGCUUCAUCAGCACCUUGGGGCUCGUGGAUGACAGAUGUGUGGUUCACCCGGAAGCAGGCGAUCUUUGCAAUCCACCCAAAAAAUUCCGAGAUUGCCUUUUCAAAGUGUGUCCCAUGAACCGAUAUUCCGCACAGAAACAGUACUGGAAAGCUAAACAAGCCAAACAGGGUAACCACACCGAAGCGGCCCUGUUAAAGAAACUACAACAUGCAGCUGAACUGGAACAGAAGCAGAACGAAUGUGAGAACCGGAAGCUGCUGGGGGAAAUUGUGAAAUACAGCAACGUGAUCCAGGUGAGACUUUUGCAAGAAGACGCGAAGAGAUCGGGUGUCCACCGUCCAGUUGGCAAAUCCAGAAAAAAGAAACCUCCCGGGACAUUAUUUUACCAGGAGUAUAAAACUUUAUUGAAUAAACCACAUUGGCACAGAUAGAAGAUGCAAAACCAACUCUG